Messenger RNA from Carassius auratus (goldfish), 2336 nucleotides. RefSeq names its product steroid 17-alpha-hydroxylase/17,20 lyase-like. Gene Ontology annotation, molecular function: iron ion binding; heme binding; steroid 17-alpha-monooxygenase activity. NCBI's taxonomy places the organism in Eukaryota, Metazoa, Chordata, Actinopteri, Cypriniformes, Cyprinidae. Gene Ontology annotation, biological process: hormone biosynthetic process; progesterone metabolic process. The record is from RefSeq and is a predicted model, not a curated record. Bases 221 to 1702 code for a protein of 493 amino acids. The transcript is spliced from 8 exons.
AAAGAAUUUGUGUGUAAGUAGUUGGAAAAAACUCCAAGUUUGCAAUGCAUAAAAUAUUCUUUUGAAGUCACUGCACUGGUAAAUGAACGGUUAACUAGCAGUCAUCAGAUCUGCUCUGUCAUUGGUCAGACACCUCAGGGUUUCUGUGACCUCCAACCCCAAACCAAGGCUGGUCCGCUGAGCAGUUAUAUGAGCUCUGGGAGCGUGAGUCUGUAGGUUAAUGAAGAGCAUCAUGUGUUCAGUGAGUGUGUACUGCUGCAUUGUUCUGCUGCUGCUGCUGCUGCUGCUGGCCAGAUGCAUGCUGGGACGGCGCUCGGUGCCAUGUCUGCCGAGGGUGCCGGUGUUGGGCAGUCUACUGCACCUGCGCUCGUCUCUGCCUCCUCACCUGCUCCUCACACAGCUGUCACACAGGUACGGCCCUCUGUUUGGCCUGUACUCCGGACCACACUUCACACUGGUGGUCAGCGAGAUCAGUCUGGUCAGAGAAGUGCUGCUUCAGCGCGGCCGAGAGUUCGCCGGACGGCCCAAGAUGGUGACCACAGAUGUGUUGACUCAGGGUGGGAAGGAUAUUGCGUUUGCAGACUACAGUCCGUUGUGGAAGAACCAUCGGCGUCUGGUGCACAACUCCUUCACUUUGUUUGGAGAGGGAUCUAGCAAACUACAGACCAUCGUUCAGGAGGCUGCAGAAGAUCUGUGCGAGGAGCUCCAGUCCUGCAGAGGUCAGAGUUCAGAUCUCAACCCGGUUCUGAUGCGUGCCGUCACUAACGUCAUCUGCAGGCUGGUGUUCAACUCCUCGUACCAGCGCAACGACCCCGAGCUCCUGACCGUCAUGGAUUACAACGACGGCAUCGUCCAGACCAUCGCCAGAGGAGGGCUCAUCGACAUCUUUCCCUGGCUGAGAAUUUUCCCCAACAAGGACCUAAAGAAGCUGAAGCAGUGUGUUUCAGUGAGAGACCAACUCCUGCACAGAAAACUGCUGGAGCACAAGAUGACCCUCACACCCGGAGAGCCUCGAGACCUGCUGGACGCUCUUCUGAUUGGUCAGAUGACGGGGUCAGGUGGGGAGGAUGACAUCACGGAGGAUCAUGUGCUGAUGACGGCGGCCGAGGCGUUUGGAGCCGGUGUGGAGACGACCUCCACCACACUGCUGUGGACCAUAGCCUUCCUCCUGCACCACCCACAGGUGCAGGAGCGUGUUCACUCUGAGCUGGAUGAGUGUGUGGGUCAGGCUCGUGCUCCGUCUCUGAGUGAUCGCUCUCGUCUGCCGCUCCUGGACGCUGUUCUCUGUGAGGUGAUGCGGAUUCGUCCCGUCAGCCCCAUCCUCAUCCCACACGUUGCUAUGCAGGACACCAGUUUGGGGGGUCACUCUGUUCCUAAAGGAACCCGUGUGCUGGUGAACAUGUGGGCGAUUCACCACGACCCCAAACACUGGGACGAGCCUGAGCAGUUCAGACCCAAGCGGUUCCUGGACUCGUCGGGGAGGAGAGCGACCCCCAGCAGCUUCCUGCCGUUCGGAGCCGGUCCGCGGGUGUGUGUGGGAGAAUCUCUGGCCAGAAUCGAGCUCUUUCUGUUCGCCAGCCGCCUCCUGCAGCGCUUCCACUUCAGCGUCCCACCGGGGGCUUCACUGCCCGAGCUGCAGGGACGACUGGGAGUAGUGCUCCAGCCCCAGAGCUACAGAGUCACAGUCAGCCCCCGACACUGACACACACACACACACUGACACACACACACACAGAGACACACACACUGACACACACACACACACACACACACACAAACACACACACACACACCCACACACACAGACACACUGACACACACACACACACACACACACAGACACACUGACACAUACACUGACACACACACACACUUUUCUCCCUGUUCUUGUAUGUUUUCUCAGACUUUACUUCAGCAGAUCAGCCCAGGGCUCAUUCAACACAUUUCUGGCAGAAAAACUGCGCUAUAAUCUCUUCUGGACUGGAAUAAUAUCACAGAAGAGAAGACUCUUCACAUCCUGCAGACGGAAACACGGCUGUCUACUUCAAACCAGAGAGAAAACACCAUGUCUCAACUUUACAAUUUCUGUAUUGCAUUAAUUUUCAAUAUUUCUCUUGGGGAUUUCAUCAUUUUUGACUUUUCCGUCUGAGUUUAAACUCUUUUUUAUUUAUUUUUUGGCUGAUUUCAUCAGUAAAUGAAAGCAUGCCUAAUAAUCCUGCACACCUGAGUUUUCCUCUCCCAGCCUUCAUGGACAAAUAUAUAUAUCAAUUAUAAACGAUUAAAUACUAAAUUAUUAACAGUUAUUAAGAUUGUUGUGGUUUGGAAUUGGUCAAAUG